Molecule: messenger RNA, 2196 nt
Organism: Symbiodinium sp. CCMP2456
Lineage: Eukaryota; Dinophyceae; Suessiales; Symbiodiniaceae
Source: the annotation of a GenBank genome assembly
AUGGGUGAGGCUCCCGGUUGGCGCUUAGCCCCAGAGUUGCGCGUGGGCGAUCUGUCCCUGGACCGCCCGCUGCUGGAUUCGGCAGAGAACUCGAACCUCUUCCUCCGCGUCAGUGUCCUGACAGCGCUGCUCGACCACCCGGCGCGGUUGAGAGCUCGGCCGCCCGCGCGCUUCCGCUUCCCCUGGGCUGCUGCCUCGACAGCUUCCAAAGGGGUGGGCGCCACCUGCGAACCGCCGACCUCCGACACGGCAGCCACCGAGCUCGCCUGCCACUCCGUUCUGUGCUAUGUCAGCGUCACCACGAACGGCGAGGAGGUCCCGCUACCGCACUGCAGCACGUCUGACGACCAGCUCGGCUGCUGCUAUGGGCCCGGGACUUCCGGGGCCAGCGUCUACGUUCAGCUGAUGCCCACCGCCAAUGCCACGGCAAUCCCUUCUGGGGCCCAGGUAGAGGUGACCUUUCUCGAAGUUCAGACCUCCUCGAGCUUUGACGACGGCCCGCAGUCGGCUUCAAGAUGGACUCUGGCGACAGAGCAGCUACGAGGAGCUACCUACGAGCUCCUGGACGAGGCUCUGGUCGAGUCCCCGGAGCUCUAUGAGGGGGUGGCACGAGCUGUGGUGGAGCCCACCCAGGCGAUCCUGUCCUAUGAUCGUGACACCGUGGUGGUUCUUUUUGAGCUGAAGACCGCUCUUCCCUCUGCGCCGGCACUGCUGACGCUGCUGGCGCCUGCGGGCUUCACUUUUCGGUCGGGUCCGCUGGACCUGGACACGCAGGAAGCUCGCUCGACGUACAUCCGCGCUUGGAGGAAAGCUGGCCUUCCAGAGAGCCAGGUGCUCCGUGGAAAUGGCGAGAUUGCUGCAAGCACAUUGCCAGCAGGCGUCUCGGUCACCUUGGGGGGACCCAGGCUCCUGGUGGAGUUGACUACCGCUUCAGGGGGAGGUACUGCGCUUCUCCCAUUUGCGCCCUUCGCCUUCGCCGUGCAUGUUGAUUGUCCGGAUGUUCGUCGUGGCCGAGAGGACAGCUAUUGGCUGCUGCAGCUUUCUACCAUGACAGCUGGAACUUGGAGGCUUCUCCAGUGGGGGCGCAUGGCAGGCUUCGUGCUCCAGGGGAGCAUUCCUCAGCUCCAGAUUGCUCCGAGUGCGCUUCUGCCCCUGUACCCUCGGAACGUCGUGGAGCUGGCUUUCAUGCUCUCGCAGCAUUUGCCUCGUGCACCGCCGGCUCCACCAGGGACCUUUUGGUCUGUGACGGCACGGGCUUCCAUGCUUGUGGUCAUUCCUCCUGUGGGCUACGUCUUCCCGCCGCAAUGCGAAGCCAGGGAUGCAGUCGGGUCUUCAACGCUAAGUGGCAGCAGUUUGCCGCCUCCUUACGAAUGCCGUGGUGUGACGACGGGUGCCUACUCAAACGCCACGCUGCUCCUCCUGGAAGCGCAGGAGAGUUUCCGCAGCGGCAUGCUUCUGAAGGACCAGGAGUAUAAGAUCUCCCUCUUGCUGCGCAAUGCCCUUUUCAAUGCCGGUGAGCUUGUGAACGAAUGGCGCCUUCUCACACGCUGGGCCGAAUCUUUGGACUCCUUUGUGACGCUGCACCAGGCGAGCGUCCCUGGCUUUACACUCAGUGGAAUGGAGGCCUCCAUCCAGCCGGCGAGUGUGAACCCCGGCGCCUUCCAUAUGCUGAAUGUCACGGUCACGCCUCGGAAUGAAUCGGCUCUGGUGACCGGGUCGCCGUCGGAGGACACCAGGUUGCUGGCCUUGCUCUUCGUGGCGCCCCGGGGGACGGAGUUGACCUGUGCCGGCUUCCUCCCAGGCAGCCUUGGAGGUGGCGGUGGACUGGGCGGCUGGGUGGAUGCCGAGCGCAUUGCCUGUACGACGCAGGCCACGCUUCCCACCACGGGGCCCUGCGCCGGACCGGGAAUUUCGGUGUCCCCAGGCCUUUGGAGCAUGUGCUUGGCUGCACCCCGACGGCCUCUGUGGGGAACAGGAAAGGAUGCCACGAGAGCCUCUAACGGCACGCGCGCCACGGCCGGGGAACCGCUGUGGUUCGGUGCCUUCGCACGAAAUGCGAAUUACAUGCCCUUUGACAACACGUGGCUUCUCGUUGUUCUUGGGGAGCGACCUGGUCAGGAGCAGAUGCCUUUCGAGGGCUCAAAGCUCCUGGACGUUGCAGGGGUGGAGGGCUACCAACUCCUUCGUCCGUCCUAA